UGUCCCUCUCCUCCCGUCUCUGUCAGCUCAGCUCAGUCAGUAGUUUGGCAGGCUAGCACGGAGAGACGAGGGCUGCUCCCUUUCGCCUCUGCUCGGUCUGCUCAGCACACCAACACCAUACAUUCCGCACCAUGGCUGCCACGGACGUUGACGUAUUUUCGAACGAAGAGAAGCGUAACCUGAGCUUGGGCGGCCAUGUUGGAUUUGACAGCCUCCCUGACCAACUGGUCAGUAAAUCGGUUACACAGGGAUUUUGUUUUAACAUUCUGUGUGUAGGGGAGACUGGUAUUGGCAAGUCAACGUUAAUGAACACACUUUUCAACACCAUGUUUGAGAACGAAGAGGCGAGCCAUUAUCAGAACGGCGUGUAUCUGCGGCCGCGAACUUACGACCUGCAAGAAAGCAACGUCCACCUCAAACUGACGAUUGUUGAUACUGUUGGCUUCGGUGAUCAGAUCAACAAAGAGGAUAGUUACAAGCCCAUUGUUGACUACAUCGACACUCAGUUCGAAAACUAUCUCCAGGAAGAGCUGAAGAUCAAACGCUCACUGUUUAACUACCAUGACACCAGGAUCCACAUCUGCCUUUAUUUCAUCGCCCCUACAGGACACUCCCUCAAGUCUCUGGACCUUGUCACUAUGAAAAAACUGGACAGCAAGGUCAACAUCAUUCCCAUCAUUGCCAAAGCAGACACAAUCUCCAAGAGUGAGCUCCAUAAGUUCAAAAUAAAGAUUAUGAGUGAGCUGGUGAGCAAUGGUGUCCAGAUAUAUCAGUUCCCAACAGAUGACGAAGCAGUCAGUGAGAUCAACGCCUCCAUGAACGCCCAUCUGCCGUUUGCUGUGGUUGGUAGCGUGGAAGAGGUCAAAGUGGGCAACAAAACAGUGAGGGCCAGACAGUACCCCUGGGGUGUUGUGCAAGUUGAGAAUGAGAGCCACUGCGACUUUGUAAAACUCAGAGAGAUGCUGAUCAGGGUCAACAUGGAGGAUCUGAGGGAGCAGACUCACGCCCGCCACUAUGAGCUAUACAGACGCUGCAAGCUGGAGGAGAUGGGCUUCAAAGACACAGACCCUGACAGCCAGCCAUUCAGUCUUCAAGAAACGUACGAGGCCAAGAGGAAAGAGUUCUUGGGGGACCUGCAGCGUAAAGAGGAAGAAAUGCGACAAAUGUUUGUGAACAAAGUAAAAGAGACAGAAGCGGAGCUGAAAGAAAAGGAGAGAGAGCUGCAUGACAAGUUCGAGCAGCUGAAGCGGAUGCAUCAGGAGGAGAAGAGGAAGGUUGAGGAGAAGCGGAGAGACCUGGAGGAAGAGAUGAACACCUUCAACAGGAAGAAGGUGGCAGCCGAGACGCUGUCCUUAUCUCAGCCCCUCAAGAAAGACAAGGACAAGAAAAAUUAAUUUAUGGGCGCUGUAUUCCCUCCCACACACGACCAUGGAUUUGUCCUCCAUCACCAUAGCAACGACAACACCUGUUUAUUUUUGUUUGUUUGUUUGUUUGUUUGUCUUUUUUUUUUGACAUUCCAUCUUGACAUUGUGCACAUGGACCAAAGACACUGAGGAUGAUGAUGAUCACGAUGAAGCCACAGGGGAGAAAAGAGUGAAAGAUGGCGAGAGAUGAUGAGGAAACAUGUUCACUUGCCAACAGUGGCCAUCUCAUUUAUUCAGGAUCUUUCAUUUCUGUGUUUGUUUUGGACACUUUUUUUUAAAAAUAUAUAUAUAUGCAUUUUGUUUUUUCUAUGUUGUGAUUUCAAGAUUUUCUGUUUUCUUGUGUUUUACCAUCAACUAUUCACACAGAAAUGACAGGUUAUAACCCUUCAACUCUUUUGAUCUUUUGGUACUACAGUUUAACACACCAGCUUAACAUAUUUGAAACUGUCCAACAUGUAUUUAAAAAAAAAAAAAAAAAAAAACUAGGGUCUGCUUGAUUUCAUUGAUCUCUUCCAUUUAAAUGUCAGUCCUACAAAAUCAAGUCUUUCCGAAAGUUUUAAAAAAAAAUAUCUUGAACUGUUUGAAAUGCUGUCCAAGUGUGGUGUGUCUGUUAACCUUUUUGUAAUCAUGAGACUUUAGAUUAAAUACAUUUCACAUUAUAAUAAGACCCUAUAUCGAAUGAGCCCAAAUAAAUAAUACAUUUAAAUAGCAAUAUGUCAAGCAAUAAAACUGAGUACCUGUAUACUGUAUAUAACUGCAUAUACAUGGGUACUGACAACCUAAAUCUUAGUCUUAACUCGUAAUACAAACGUAUGCAAUAUUCUGGUGCUGUUAUAUAUUAACUCAGUAAAUAUAUGUGAAUAUUUUCUCGAGCUUACGCAGCCUAAUAUGCAAAAUGUACUAAUUUUUGAAUAUGAUAUUAUUGUAAGAAGCACAUAUGACGGUGUACAUUGUCCGUAAGUGAUGUAACUUUAUUGUAAACCAUGUGUGAUCGCCUUGAUGUGAGUCUUGUGACAGCGUACACACAGAAACAUGAAGCCAGUAUAUACACACACACACUCACUCACACACACACACACACACACACACAGGAUGCAGGAAAACAUACAAGCCUCAGCUCGCUGUAGAAGAGUUUACGCUCAGAGAUGGAGACGAGAGCAGCUGUAUUUACUGUCUGUCGUUGGAAAUAAAUGCACCCUCCCCCCUCCCAUCCAUCCUCCUGACUUUGAUGUGUCUCUCUCUCACCAUGAUUUGUUUGAGGAUAUUCAACUGAGAGGGAGAUGAAAGUGAAAUACAGGCAGGUGAUGACACUUAUUCCCUCACACACUCGCACAGAGAUGAUAUGCAGAGGUUUUCAUCUUGAGAUGCAGUGUGUCCUGUUUAGCAAUCCCUAGCUGCAGAGCCGAGUGAUGUUUGCUCAGUCUGCAAAUAAUCCGCCCCGCUUUCGCCACCAUGCUACUGACCUCAGCUGGGUGUAUGUGUGUGUAUGCCCAAGACAGCACGUCUACAGUGCGUGUUUUUUUUUUUUUCUUCCGAGGAAGAAAUGUGUGUGUGAAAAAGAAAUGUGUGAAAUUUAUUGACUUUGUGUGUCUGGAGGAAGUACAGGAUGUGUGUGUCAAUGGGGGAUUAUGUUGGUUAACUGUGUGUGUGUGUGUGUGUGUGUGUGUGUGUGUGUGUGUGUGUGUGGGGGCGCGCGCGCGCGUGUGUGGGGGGCGCGCGCGCGUGUGUGUGUGUGGGGGCGCGCGCGUGUGCGUGCACAAACUGCAGCUGGGUGUUGCUGUUUAGAAACCACAUGGCUGCAUCUCAACACUCAGUGCUUCCACAGUUCAUCUCCCUCUCAGCUUUUUCUCAUUCUAGUCUGAAAACGGAUCAAAUAGUUGGCAACUGGAUAAUGUAUAAUUCUUAUUCAUUUAAAUACUUAUUGGUAAUUAAUAGUAAUAGCUGAAGAUCAAACAAUGAGAAUAAGAUAACAAAUUUUUAAAUAGAUAUGUACUAUUGACACAAAACAAAAAACACACAAAAAAGUAUAGUAAUUUAUAUUUCUAAUCCAGAAAACAUUCAUUUUUUUGUGUAUUAGGCCUGCAACUAACAGUUUCAUCAACUAUUAAUUAGCCAUUUUCUCAAUUAAUUGAUUAAUUUGUUGGUAUGUAGAAAUCAGACAACUGUGAAAAAUGCUCAUCACAAUUUUCGUAGAGCCCAAUGUGACUUGUUGAAACGCUGAACAGUCCAAAACCACUGUACCAUGGUACAACCACUGAAAAGCAGUUUCUUCGUUUGUCAUUUCCUGCAUUAGUAUUUAUUUAACUUCAGAGAAUGCACGAGUGAUUCAUUGAAAACAAGGCGGGGGGGGGGUCACGGUACAGUAUUGAAAUCUUCCGAUAGUAAUGGUUCUCUGUUUACUGUGAAGGCUCUGCCAUCACUAUUAUUAUUCUGUCCACCACUUGCAGGGCUCACUGGAUCUAAUCCAGCAGUACAAUCUGUUCAGAGCUCUCUGUUCUCUCUGUGCCGUAGUACACCAACACUCUAACAGAGCAGAGUGAUAAUGGCUCUCUGACACGCUGUUCUACAUACUGUACAUGCUGCACAUACAGGAGGUAUAACGCUGUGGUCGAACAGUAUGAAGACAGGCUUGCGUGAGAAUUAGGAAGUGAGAAAUGGGGUUUUAGGUAGUUAUAACCACACAUACCACAAUGUAUGGAACAAGUUCACCCUUCAAACUGCAGACUAUAUAGACAUAAAAUGACUUUGGUAAUUAAAGAAGCCCGUUCCCACCAGAAAAAAAGGAAGGCUAGGAAUGAUGAAAACAUAAAUACACCUGGCAAGGAAAAAAUUGUAAGUCAAACCUUUGAUUUACUAAAUCUAAAUUAUAAGAUAGUAUUUUAAUUUGGAUUCUUUGUCAUAUCAUUUCAGAAUUAUGAGACACAAGUCAAAAUGUUGAUUUACCACAACUUUGACUUACAGAAGUAUAUAUUGUUAUAACUGCUCUGUAUUUUACCAGAUGUCAUGUUACAUUGUUUUUUUUUUUAUACAUAUAGCAGUGUCUUGUAAUUCCAUGCUUCAUUGCUAAAUGUUUGACAUGACACAGAAAUAAAAUUAACUUUGAGAGUUAUGUUUCUGACAUUCUAACAACUACUCUUAGUGUACAUAAGUUUAAAAAGCGAGUUUUAUUUCAUUCCACACCUACAUCUUCUUCCUUGUCAAAACAUGGCGCAUACAUUACCCACAGUGCAACUCGACCACCAACAGUUCAGUCAGUCAUAUCCCUCUGCUCCAACCGACGAUGAAAUUUAUAAAUAUUUCACGCCGCUCCCUGUGGAGCCACGAAAAUGAUACGUAUGCAGUAGUUCUCCCCAAGACCCAGCAAACAGAUUUCAAUGUGUGAAAUCUGUGUCGUUCCCCUUUAAAUCUGAUUUAGAAAGUCAAAAUUUUAACCGAGUAUUUCAGCGUUUUGUUCACUGACUUCAAUUUUUUUUUUUUUUUUUUUUUUACCCUUUGUGUUUUUGUCCUGCUGAUAAUGGACUUCCAUAGAUUAAGCUUAACGGCCCUGCACACCCACACAGGUGUUUCCAAUUACCCUGGCUGAUUAGACCUCAGCCAGAAUGAAGUGAUGCCACUGAACUGUGUACGAAGAGUAAUGGCAGUGUUAAAUUGUCUCACCCCAGCAGGUGCAACGAAGAACGGGUGAAUGGGGGAGGUGUAAAUGAAAUGUAGUUUUUAAGUCCUGAAAAGGAGCUCUAAUCAGGCAUAAGUGUAAACACCUGCGUGGGUGGACUGCAGCUCUGUAGGAGCAUUAACACUCUUAAAACAAUCCAUUAGUAUUAAAUGUGAUUUAUAGUGAGACACAAAUCAUGUCAGUAUAAUUUUAUCUCUAUAGGAACAACACAGGAGAGUGUUGUAAACUUCACCCAUUUUAUAUUUUCCCCAUCGAACUUGGGACUAAACAUGGCAACCUUUCAGUCACAGGGAGGCUUCUCCAACCUGCUGCUCCCUCUUGAAAUUGACAAACGAGAAAAUAACACUUUGGACUUUUGGAGUCUUAGCUUUAUUUCUGUCGAUAUAGCUGCCUCAGUAUCAGAAGGAAUAUGAAAGAUAAAAAACAAAAACAUUUACAUUGGUCACUGCUGUAACAUCCACUCAAUCGUUGACUGGAUGAACCUCAGCACACUGAACCGUAGAGAAAACAGACAGUAACCAGUUCACAUUAAAGAUCUCAGUGCUGGCUUCCCUCUGAACACAGUGAACUAUUUCAACUGUUUGGCAGUGGAGGUGAAGUCCCUGUGGACACGCUGCAUGUUCAUGUAAUCAGCCAACAUUAUAUAUAAAGUUUCAAUCGAAACGUGUCAGUAACGUGAUGAAACUGACGACAGAGCUGACAGAGCUGGGUUAUAUUUACAAAAAAAAAAAAAAAAAAAAAAAAAAAAAACAGGAAACUUUUAUCCAAAUACUUCAA
Molecule: messenger RNA, 5874 nt
Organism: Seriola aureovittata
Lineage: Eukaryota; Metazoa; Chordata; Actinopteri; Carangiformes; Carangidae
Gene: septin8a
Product: septin 8a
Exons: 10
Coding region: 132-1394 (420 amino acids)
Biological process (GO): cytoskeleton-dependent cytokinesis
Cellular component (GO): microtubule cytoskeleton; septin complex; septin ring
Molecular function (GO): GTPase activity; molecular adaptor activity; GTP binding
Source: RefSeq, a predicted model, not a curated record